CUUUCCCGGUUGACAUGUGGGGACUGGGUUGUACAGUGGCCGAGUUGGCUACUGGACGCAUCCUCUUUCCGGCCAUCAACAAACACGACCAGCUCCCGUGUUAUAUGGAGACCCUCGGGAUGCCUCCUCAGAAUUUGAUUGAUGGCGCGCCUGGGAGAAACAAGUACUUUGAUGGUUCGGGGAUGCCUUUGAUGUCCGGACAAAGCAGGGUCCCAGGCAGUCACCCCCUCUACCUGGCACUCGGGAGCCAGGACACGGAGUUCCACGACUUCAUUAGCCGCUGCCUGGAAUGGGAUCCAGCUCUGCGGAUGACACCAGCAGAGGCACUGGCGCACAGCUGGCUGAGGGAUGAGGAAAUUCCGAGGGAUGAGGAAAUUCCGAGGGAUGAGGAAGUGCCGAGGGAUGAGGAAGUGCCGAGUCAGUGUGUCCCUGUUGUGGACACAUCAAUCCACUCAGAGGCAUCCGCCAAGGAGGAGAAUAGACAGUGGGGUGAACCCCUGCAGAAAGAGAAGAAGAAGUCACGUCUGGUUCGAGCAUACAGGGCCGUAUGCUCAUUCUUCCGUGGCUUUAAGAAAUGCACCGCAUGCGACCAUAAUGCUCAUCCUGGGCACGUACACAUUCCACACACCGUAUACACACACGCUCGCCUAAGCGAAUACAUGAGCAACUUCCGGUGCUAGCAUCAAUAUCAGAUCCCAUCUCCUGAGUUUUUUACCCCCACACAUUUAGAAUAAAUCCCCUCUUAACGACGGUAAUUG
Messenger RNA from Petromyzon marinus (sea lamprey), 758 nucleotides. Lineage: Eukaryota; Metazoa; Chordata; Hyperoartia; Petromyzontiformes; Petromyzontidae. The record is from RefSeq and is a predicted model, not a curated record.